GCAAAAGCAAAAUAUAUCACGAUCUGUUCGACCCAAGUAGAACAAAAAAUUCGCCUUGCUUAUCGCAUUCGUCAUCAUAACGAACUACUAGGCAUCCUAUUAAAUCAACAAAUACACAGAUACUGCUACCUGAAGCUGACAAAAAAUCUUCCUUCACUAACAAAACGAUUUCGUCAUUCAAACGAAAAUCAUCCUCAAACAACAAAGAACGGAUCGUGUAUCACAAUCGUCCCUGACAAACAAGAUCACGAUAUUCACAAUCUCACGUUAUCACCAAUACAAACAACCUACCUUUCUUCUUCAAACGAUGGCUUUGAGGUACAAUUGCACGUGACGUCUGAGACUCACGAUGCGGAAUGUAGUAGUCAAAAUUCACUUGAACAAUCAAAACUUUCGGUAUGUGCUACCUCCUAUUUAAGGAGCAAGCAGACAAUGAAAAGAUCAUUUUUCAUUUUCUUGUGGUUCAUAUUCUUCGUUUCCCCUUUAGAUAUGUUUAAAUGAAAGAAAACGCCAUGUUGAAUCGAGUACGGACAAAUAUGCAAUGUACGCAAAUAAUAGUCAUGCGUUUAACUCUAUUUUAGCUGAAGAAUCAAGUGAUCCCACUUCACUGAGAAGAAUAGAAACAUCGUCAAUAUCUUCGUCAAAUAUCCUUGAAGAUACACGUAUUCAAAAUCAAAUUAGAUCAGUGAAAACACCAAAGUCUUACAGAUUUUCAUCGAUAUCAUGCAAAAAAACACCAACACUGAGAACUUUUGGUGAUAAAGGAUACGAACAGAAAUUUCUGAGAAGAGUGUCAUCAAGCAGAAAUAAACGUCGUGCAGAAAGAAAACCGUUACAUGACGCUGAUUAUCCUCGUUUACUUGAUGAUACUCAAACGACACAAUUAUAUAGUGAUCCAUUUGAAGAAUUAUGCGGUUGGCUACUCUCUUUGUUAGAAACGGGCAUAUUAAUACCCAUGGUCGAAAAACUAAAAGAAAAUCCUAACAUAUUAACAGAUUUUAAUUCAAGUUUAUUUUGGAAUUGUGUACCUGUACUAUUGAAAAAUUUAAUCGGCUCAGUGACAUUAAAUGAACGUCAAUUUGAAGAACUGAAAUGCGAUCACAUGUAUUAUGAUCUACUCAACAAAGACAUGUAUUCGACAACAAUGAAACUUCGACAUUCGUUCGGUAUCAAAAUUGCAGAUAAUUUCGAUUUGAAUAAAGAAUCAUUACAUGGUGAAAACAGUAUACAUAUUAUGAACCAAAUUAUUGUGCAAAACCCAGUGAAUGACGAAAUAAUUGCAAAUGUUAAUGAUUGUUUAUCAAAAUUAGUGGAUGAUGCUGUCUCACAAUCGGUAGAAUUGCACGGAAUGCCGAAUGCUUCUGAUGCGGUGACUUUAGCAUCUAAUUACUCCACAACACGAUCAAAAAUGUCCGGAUAUCAUCCAUAUACUGACACUUCGUUCAAUCAAAUCUUACUUGGUUAUGUUUUAUCAAAAUAUGCGAAACAAAACAAUCCAAUAGAUUAUCAGUUGAUAACGAUAUAUCCUGGUGAUUUUCAUUUAAUGAAGAAUUUAAUGAUUGUUAUUUGGGAUGUACUGGACGGUUCAGGAAUUGAAGUGAAUAUCGCACUUGAUCAAACAAUCGAGUGUAGUAUAAACAAAUUUGGGAAAGGACAUGGUGGUAUUUCUCGACGUUUCUCACAUGAUCUUAUUGAUGAAUGGGUCAAUACAUUUGCAUAUCGAGCAUUAUUAACAAAGCAACUCACGAAAUUUGUCAAGUGGAAACAACAAACAACACCAUUGAUUCCCACGUAG
This is a messenger RNA of Didymodactylos carnosus, 1795 nucleotides long. Lineage: Eukaryota; Metazoa; Rotifera; Eurotatoria; Philodinida; Philodinidae. The record is from the annotation of a GenBank genome assembly.